AAAACUCUUCAGUCUUAUCCAAAGUUUGUGGCAAGAUGCGUUUGGUUUCUUUACUUCUCCUGCUGAUCUGCCAGGUCUAUGGCUACUCCUACCUGAUGGUGCUGCAUACGGGCUCCAAAUCCCACCAUACGGUGGGUGUGGCUUUGGCCCGGGGUCUGAUUGCGGCUGGCCAUGAGGUUACACUGAUUUCGCCAUUCCCCCAGACGAAACCACUCCAAAAUCUGAUCGAUGUGAACACGCCGAAUAUAAUCAGCGUAAUGGCCAAUCACAAGGCUCGAAUACUAGAGAAUGCCAAAUUGCCUGUGCUCCAUCGGUAUCCUCUUAUCCAUGGCAUGGGUCUGGACCUAACCGAAGCCCUACUUGCGGCGCCCUCAGUGCAGCAGCUGCUGAAGGAGCAGCGCACCUUCGAUGGGGUUAUCGUUGAGGCCUUCAUGAACGACGCCCAUUAUGGCUGGGCACCGCUAAUAGCCCUGAGCACCCUGGGAGCCACCGGCUGGACAUCGGACUUGGUGGGCACACCCUCGCCGCCCUCCUAUGUGCCACAUAAUCUGCUGCAAUUCAGUGACCGCAUGGACUUCACGCAGAGAGCCCAGAACCUGGGCUUCCAGGUCUUUGAAUAUUUCUACCAGCGUUGGUUCAACCUGCCACGACAGGAGGCCCUCUACAGGAAGUAUUUUGCGAGCAAUACACAGGAUUUUUAUGAGAUGCGACGGAGUACAUCGUUGGUUCUGUUGAACAAUCAUGUGUCUAUGAGUGCACCGCGUCCCUACGCCCCGAACAUGAUUGAAGUGGGAGGCAUGCACAUCAAUCGGCAGGCCAGGCAGCCUCUGCCCAAGGACAUUGGGGAGUUCAUCGAGGGAGCCAGGCACGGAGUGAUCUUUUUUUCUUUGGGCUCCAAUCUUAACAGCCAAGAUCUGCCCCUGAAGAAGCGGCGAGAGAUUGUGGAGACCCUGCGUGGCCUCAAGCAGCGUAUCCUUUGGAAAUUCGAGGAUGAAAACUUUCCCGACAAGCCCGAGAAUGUGUUCAUCUCAAGCUGGUUCCCCCAGGAUGAUAUCCUGGCCCACGACAAGGUGAUUGCCUUCAUCACACACGGCGGACUGCUCAGCACCACGGAAUCCAUCUACCACGGCAAACCGGUGUUGGGAAUACCCUUCUUUGGCGAUCAGUUCAUGAACAUGGCCAAUGCCGAGUUAGCUGGCUUUGGUAUCGCCGUCAAGUACCACCAACUCGAGGCUCCGCUCCUCCGAUCAGCCAUCGAACGUAUUACCAGUGACGCCAGAUACGUGGAAAAGGCUCGCGAAAUGUCCAGCCGCUUUCGAGAUCAGUUGGUGGCCCCCCUGGACCGGGCCGUCUAUUGGGUGGAGCAUGUUACCCGUCAGAAGGGCGCCAGGUACUUGCGAAGUGCCUGCCAGGAUCUGAGCCUCGUGGAAUAUCACAAUAUAGAUGUUUUGGCCACAUUCUUUGGGGGUUUGAGUUUGGUUAUCAUACUGUUAGUGGUUCUGGUACGAUUUGUUUUGGUUAAACUUAGGGCGAGCUCGAAGAAAGAGAAAGCUAAUUAGUCGGUAGGUUUUAGGUAGGAUUUAAGAGCUCCCUUGGCCGGAUAACCAUUUGCUUUCAGAGGGAGAUCUAGGACAAUGCUCAAUCUACAAAAGAAGAUAGGAAGAUGAAGGAUAGAGAUAGAUAGGAACCCCAAACAGGUUGGCCUUUGUAUACACCCUAGAGAUAGAGAGAUAUAGAGAUAUUUUAUAAGUAAUUUGGUUCUUAAAACAAAAUAUUCCUUAGGCUAAUCUUGUUGAAUAAAAUAUUUGUAAAAAAGCCUCCAAAUUCUUUACCAGAAAGACAUUUAUAGCACCUCAAUACACAACCAUUCUAAGGUUAAGGUCAAGAUUCUACUAAAAUCAGCUAAAAUCUGAAGAAAUUCUGAUUGAAACCGCUCGAAAAAGCAUGAUUCUCUCUCCAAAUAUAACUAAUAAUGGAAGAGACUGACUGGAGGAAGGCAACCAAGGCACUGGCCAUAAAUAUAAGAAUACAUAAGAGCGUGCAUAGCCUACAAAUAUUAUGUCAAUACCUAAAGAAAUCGAAUGAAUGGGAGAGCGCCUACAAAAGAGAGGAAACUAUGGAGAGUCUGAGAAC
Molecule: messenger RNA, 2133 nt
Organism: Drosophila miranda
Lineage: Eukaryota; Metazoa; Arthropoda; Insecta; Diptera; Drosophilidae
Gene: Ugt302E1
Product: UDP-glucuronosyltransferase 2B20
Molecular function (GO): UDP-glycosyltransferase activity
Source: RefSeq, a predicted model, not a curated record